GCCCACCCGAAAUUAUUCCAACACGUCCUCCCUCCCUCUCUCUCUCUCUCUCUCUCUCUCUCUCUCCAUCAGGUUCUGUGUUCUCUCAUGGCAUCGGAAAACGUCAGACAACGAAUCAGAGAUGAAGCCACCGAGUCCACCGAUGCCGACAACGGCGACAGGACAAGGAGAGACAAGAAGAUGGCCAUGGCAAAACGCGGUCUCCGAUCGUUAACCAUCGCAGUGGCCGUUCCACUCUCCCUCGCAAUCACAAAUAUCUACUUGUUCGGUAGUCCUGAUCGAUACCGUACCUUAAAGAAGCCCUCCUCCUCCUCCUGGUAUCCAUCCAUCUGGGCCUUACACCUGGCCUGUUUGGCUUCGACCUUCCUAAUGGGCCUCUCGUCUUGGCUUGUAUGGGCCGAUGGUGGGUUCCACCGUGGACGCUCCGCCUUACCUCUUUACGUCGCCCAGCUUGCUCUAUGUCUGUCUUGGGACCCUCUUGUGUUCGCGUUAGGGUUAUCUCGGAUAGGGUUGAUGGUGUGCAUCGCGUUGUUUGGGGUUCUUGUGGGAUGUUCUCGGAGCUUUGGGCAGGUGAAUCCAACCGCGGGGGACCUUGUUAAGCCUUGUUUACUGUGUGCAGCGUUCAGGAUGAUUGUAAAUUAUUUACUUCUUUAAAUACAAUAUCUAUGUAGUCUGUAGUCUAUACUGUAGGCUGUAUCUUCGUUCUUUAUGUACACUCUCUUGUCUCGAUGUAUUAUAAUAUUCUCGUCCACUAUUUCAACCUUA
Molecule: messenger RNA, 765 nt
Organism: Nelumbo nucifera (sacred lotus)
Lineage: Eukaryota; Viridiplantae; Streptophyta; Magnoliopsida; Proteales; Nelumbonaceae
Product: translocator protein homolog
Cellular component (GO): membrane
Source: RefSeq, a predicted model, not a curated record